Molecule: messenger RNA, 4493 nt
Organism: Tribolium castaneum (red flour beetle)
Lineage: Eukaryota; Metazoa; Arthropoda; Insecta; Coleoptera; Tenebrionidae
Exons: 3
Coding region: 123-4469 (1448 amino acids)
Biological process (GO): protein localization to ciliary inversin compartment
Cellular component (GO): ciliary inversin compartment
Molecular function (GO): protein binding
Source: RefSeq, a predicted model, not a curated record
AACACUUACGAUUAAUCCAAAUAUCUUAUCAAUCGCUAUUUUGGUCAGAAAGUAACAAGUUCACGUACAAAUAUGUGCAAAAAAACGUAAAUAAACGACCAUGAUUUAAAAAAAUAAACAAUAUGACGCUAAAAGACCGCGAGAUAUACACUGCCACCAAAGGCGUGGAAAACGAAGGCUACGAGUUCGAAAUCGCAAUGUUAUUAUUCUACUGUCUAGACUUAAGCUACAACACGCAAAUCCGCGAUUUCAAAAUCGCAAUUUACGACAACGAAUUCCACCCUUUCGACGACAUAGUCAUCGACGUUUCCACCGAAACCACCGUAAAAUACGCCAUCCAAUUAAAACACGUCAAGGAUAAACUGAUCCUCAGUUCCCACCAUUUUGGAAGAAACGGCAAAAUGGUCCUAAACAAAUACUUCAAGUUUGAUUUCACCAAAAGUGACCACGUGGUCCUCUUCACAAACGGCGUCUUAAACGAGGAAAUGUCAAUCAGUGGGUGCGACAUCAAAGCCAAAAAAACCCUAACUUUCCUGGAACAGUGUCUAGACACCUCUCCCUCAACCUCCCAACACAUCUACGAAGUCAGCAACGAAGAAACCAAAAACAAAAUCACCUUCUUCACCUCCCAGAAGAACAGAAACGAGAUUGACGCCGCCAUUCGCACGAAACUCGAAGAAAAAUUCAAACUACACGAGAAAAACCUAGACAGCGUUGUCCAAAAGUUGAAGUUUUUCCUCCAACAGUGGAAGAAAGGCCACUACAAGCUGUACAAGUUGGACAAACAGGACAUUAAAAUGAAACUCGCCGAGAUCCUCCUCCAGGACUCCCUGGUCCAGCUGUGCCCGAAUUUUGGGCCCCACAUCGACCCCAAAAUUUUGCUCCUCCAGGACGUCAUCAAAAGUCGCACCAUCACGACCUUUGAAAAACCACCGAGUGGCUUUGAUACGUUGUUCUGCUUCGAUUUGGACAAAAACAAGCUGAUUGAAGACGGCCAGGAGCUGCUAGUUGGCGAUCUUGACGAAGAAACGAAGAUUGGUGUGAUUUUGUGGAGGUUGAAGAUUUUCCCACUGGUGGUGAAGACCAAUGAGGAGAACAAACAAGUGAUCCGGGAAGUGAUCACCGACUUGCGCGACGAAAACUUGAACUAUAUCCUCCUCGGGGGUGAUUCCCCCGAUUUUGACCAAACCUUCAAACUUUUGAGAAACUUAUCUGACUUGAAGAACAGCCAGUUUUAUGACGAAAUCGUCCGAACUUUCAAAUUAUCAAUUCAAGGACGUGCCGAAACCACGCUUGAAGAAUUAAUCGCUUGGAACCCAAACUUUAGCCAAAUUGUGACAACCCGCGAGCUUUUUCUCAUGGCUAGGGGCGACCUCCACGUGGGGGAACCCCAGGAAGUGUUACCCCAGCCGUACAUCCCCCGGCGACUCUUCUUCCCCGUUUUGAAGAUCAAGACAAUCGGGCAAUUCCCCAGCGAUUUGUUCGCAAUCAUCGGACGUGAAGAUGUUCUGAAGAAGGCGCUCCCCAAGAACACGUUCUUCCGUUUUGACGAUUGCGUCGGGCGCACCUUCAUCGGGGGGAAACUCCCCCCCAAGUCGGUGAUUUUGUGUCGGGACGAGAAGGACUUGAGGAAUUGUCUAGGUUACAAGAACAGUAACGUCCACUGUCUCAAAGCCCUGGACGGGGAAAACCUCCAAUUGUUGUUCAGUAAGGAGAAGGGGGAGGAGUUGCGCCAAUUCCAGAUCUUUCCAGAGAAUCAACUGACCCUCCUCCCCAAUAAAAUCAAGUUGGUUGUGGCGCGGCCCGGCCUUGGGAAACUAACAAUGUUGAAGUUUUUGAAAAAUAAUGCGCCGGUGGGGCACUGGGCCGUGAAGGUUGACCUCCAGGAGGAGGUGGGGGACCAUGGUGAAGGUUUCGAGUUCCAGGUGAAGAAUUGCUUCAAGGAGGUGAACCGCUGGGUUUACUUCUACUGCGGUAUUGAUAAUCUCCAGAAUGGCGGUUUUGCCAAAGCUUGCCAGGAGAUCAGGGAAAAAAGUGGGGAGUUCCAAGUUUGGGUUUUUUCCGAGGACCACUUGAAGGAACAACUCGAGAAAUGUUUCGAGGUCCCAGCCAUGGAAAUCGAGGAGUUUACGGAGGAGGAGCAACAGGAGUAUAUAACCAAGCGGUUGGAGGAGCGCCAAAAGGUGGCAAAAGUCUUGCAAAGUUUCAAAAUGUUGCGAAACAACGAUAUUUUGGGCGCGCCCAUGCACCUCUACAUGUUGACUGAGAUUUUCAUCAACGACCCCAAGAUGGAGCAAGUGCUGAUUUUGACCGAAAUCUACCGCUACUUCAUCAACACCAAAUACCAGCACUACCGCGCCAAAACGUGCGACACUUGCGAAAGCAACCACAACCAAAUCAUUGAAGAUGGCAUUUUUUACCGAAACGAGCAGUACAAACUAGCUGCCAUUUCGUGUCUAGACGUACCCUCCUUCAAAAAAUUGAAACUAACAUGUGAUAGUAAUUUUUUGACCCAAAUCAAAAGUCGCGGCGACGUGAUUGGUGUAAUUUUCAAGGUCAGUUCCGACCAUGGGAUCAUUUUCACCCAACAAACCUUCUCCGACUACUUCGCCGCCAUUUGGUUGGCGGAACACCACCAAAAUGUCGGACCCGAAUUUUUGCAACGUGACGACCUCCGGAACAUCCUCUUCAUGUUCAACCUCGAAGUUUGCAAAAAUCACCCGGCACAUAUUUCCGUCCUCUACCAAAAUCUCCAAGAGUUGGAGAAACACCAACUUGGGGACUUGGACCCUUUGAAGCGCUCCGUCCUGCACUUGUCGUUCUGUCACGGGCCGAAGUUUUCCAAAAUCCAGAGGGAAAUUUUCGAUCUGUUGGUCCAAAAGGCCGAAAUUGAUCCGUUCCAGAAGGACGAGCUUUUCAACUGGGAUUUGCUGGACUAUGCCUUCAACUUGGGGAAUUUCCACGCUCUGGAGCGCCUGCUUGGCAGGUUUGCCACCGUUGAAGGGGCGGUUUUGGGGAGACUUUGCAUGGUGGGCGAUUUGGAACCGCUGGUUUAUUACUGUGUUAAGUUUGGUUGCGAAAAUUUGCUCAAACUAGCGUCCAAAACCCCGAAUUUUGGGUCACACGUGUCCUGGGAGGAUUCAAACGGCGAAAGUUUGCUCUAUCUGGCGGCGAAAUCGGGAAGUUGUGCCAACACCAGCCUCCUUCUCGACCAAGGGGCCAGGAUUGACUGUGCCACCAGCAGUUACAACAAAAUGAGUGCGUUACAUGCCGCUGUUGAGAAUAAUUGUGAAAAAAUCGUGGAUUUGUUGCUAAAACGCCAGGCUUUUGUGGACGUCAUGGACCGUUAUAGGAACACCCCUUUGCACUUGGCGGCAAGUAAAGGGUUACAAAACUGUGCCAAAACCCUGCUCAACUUCGGAGCCGAUGUGAAUUUUUCGGACAACUUCGGCCGAACUCCCCUACAACUGGCGGCAAGUUCCGGCCACCACCACCUGGUGGAGCUGUUCCUUGGCCACGGGGCCUUGAUUGAUAAGAGCGAUAAGUUGGGUAAUACCCCCUUUAGUGCGGCUUUUGGCAAAAAACACCGCAAAAUUUGCGACUUGUUGGCGAACUUGGGGGCGAAGAACGAUCGUAAACCGUCCGUUGGCGAAGUGGACCAAUACUACAUCCUUUUCCCCCUCCACUGGGUGGUUUUCACGGGCCAGUUGGCCGAGAUCAAGUCGCUGCUGGACGAAGGCUACUCGAUUGAUGAGGUGGACCACUUUGGCCGCACUCCCCUACAUCGGGCCGUGAUCGGGAAGCACCAGAAGGCAGUCGAGGUGUUUCUGGACCGUGGAGCUGACGUUACCAUUUGUGACAAUUACAAGAUCAUGCCUUUGACACGCGCGAUUUUUAACGAGGACGCCGAAACCACCAAAUUGCUAGUUUUCCAACAUGCAAGUGUCGAUUUUAAGGACAGUUUUGGUUACACUCCCCUACAUUUGGCCGCAAUGUGCGGGAACGUCGAAAUUGUGAAACUGCUCCUCACCAAAAACCCCGAUUUUGAUGUUUGUGAUGAUUUCGGGCGGAAGCCGGUGGAUUGCGCCGUGGAGGGGGGGCAUUCUGGGGUGGUGGCGCUGCUUGGAGGGGAUGAGGGGAGGGUGGGGAGGGCGAGGCAAAUGGCGAGGUUUUUGGAGGUUCGGGAUACGCCUGACUUGGGGAGGGAGGAGUUGGAGAGUUUUGGGUUCAGUUUUAAGCAUUUGGUGGCGAUGUUGGGGAGGUUUGAGGAUUUGGAGAGGUUUGUGGAUGAGGAGGAUUUUGUGGAUGUGUGUGGGAAUACGGCGUUGGAUUGGGCGUGCAAGAAGGGACAUGUGGAGUGUGUGAAGGUGUUGGUGGGGUGUCGGGCCGUUGCGAAGGCCAUCCAAGGGGAUUUCUUGGAUAUGGCGAGGAAGCAAAGGGAGUUUUACAAGGUUUUGGACUCUUAUUGACAAUAAAAUUUUGGUUUGUUGGUC